AUGACAGUCUGGGAGGUAGUUGUGAUUCUUGUUCAUGGUAGUGACUCUGUCAGGUGUGAAGUCAGAUGCCGUAUAGAUUCUGGACAACCAGGAAGUCCAAGCCACAAUGAUCCUGCCAAGAAUCCACCAGUGUAUCUUGAAGACAGUUUUGUGAAAUCAGGAGUGUUCAACGUGUCAGAACUUGUGAGGGUGUCCAGAACACCCAUAACCCAGGGAACUGGAGUGAACUUCCCAAUUGGAGAGCUUCCAAGCCAGCCAUAUUACCAUGAUAUGAAUUCGGGUGUAAAUCUACAGAGAUCCUUGUCCUCUCCACCAAGCAGCAAAAGACCCAAAACUAUCUCCAUAGAUGAAAAUAUGGAGCCAAGCCCGACAGGAGACUUUUAUCCUUCUCCAAAUUCACCAGCUGCGGGGAGUCGGACAUGGCAUGAAAGAGAUCAAGAUAUGUCUUCUCCUACAAUGAAGAAACCUGAAAAGCCUUUGUUUAGUCCUACUUCUCCCCAGGAUUCUUCACCAAGACUGAGCACUUUUCCCCAGCAUCACCACCCAGGAAUCCCAGGAGUUGCACACAGUGUCAUCUCAACUAGAACUCCACCUCCACCUUCACCAUUGCCAUUUCCAGCACAAGCUAUUCUCCCUCCUGCCCCAUCUAGCUACUUCUCUCAUCCAACGAUCAGAUAUCCUCCCCACCUGAAUCCUCAGGAUACUCUGAAGAAUUAUGUACCUUCUUAUGACCCGUCCAGCCCGCAGACUAGCCAG
Messenger RNA from Cariama cristata (Red-legged seriema), 756 nucleotides. RefSeq names its product nuclear factor I/B (gene NFIB). Gene Ontology annotation, molecular function: DNA-binding transcription factor activity, RNA polymerase II-specific; RNA polymerase II cis-regulatory region sequence-specific DNA binding. The transcript is spliced from 7 exons. The record is from RefSeq and is a predicted model, not a curated record. The annotation marks the transcript as partial. Gene Ontology annotation, biological process: regulation of transcription by RNA polymerase II. Gene Ontology annotation, cellular component: nucleus. NCBI's taxonomy places the organism in Eukaryota, Metazoa, Chordata, Aves, Cariamiformes, Cariamidae.